AUGCCCAACUGCUUUAAAAAGACCUUGUUUGUCUUGGCUUCUGCAUUGAGUUUUGUGUCUUUUCUCUUGAUUGUCAUUGCUAUGGGGACCCAAAAGUGGAUGACUGGCAAAAUCCUUUGUAAAACAGGAGCUGAUUUGGUCAACGCCACAGACCCAGAGCUAGUUAAGUUCAUUGGAGAUAUUUACUACGGACUCUUUCGGGGGGGCAAAAUACGACAGUGUGGUUUGGGUGGGCGGCGUUCCAAAUUCACAAUCUUCCCUCAUCUGGUGAAAAAGCUGAAUGCAGGCCUUCAUGUGAUGAUUUUAAUCUUCCUUUGUGCGGCCAUUUCCUUUGCUCUGGUCAGUUUUGGAUUCUGCAUUCUCAAUGCAAUAAAAGUUCCAUUCCGAGCUAUUAAAGGUCCAGCAGGUAUUUGCCUAUGGAAUUUACUUGCAGGAGGCUUUACAUCACUGGCAGUCACUAGCUUUAUAGCUGCUGUUAAACUUCAUCACCUCACAGAAAGAAUUGCCAAUUUCCAGGAAAAUGUCUUUCAGUUUGUAAUUUUGGAAGAACAGUAUGAAAGCUCCAUUUGGCUUUGUGUGGCUAGUGCUACAUCUCAUGUAGUAAAUUUGUUGCUAAUAGCCAUAAGUGGGGUUCAUUUCCCUGAAUUCAAGACUAAAACAGAAGAGGCGACUGUUACAGCAGAAGAUAUCAUGUACUGA
Terrapene triunguis (Three-toed box turtle) is the source of this 699-nucleotide messenger RNA. RefSeq names its product clarin 2 (gene CLRN2). The record is from RefSeq and is a predicted model, not a curated record. Lineage: Eukaryota; Metazoa; Chordata; Testudines; Emydidae. Bases 1 to 699 code for a protein of 232 amino acids. The transcript has 3 exons.